CUGUUGUAACGAAAGCUAGUUUAUAGAGUUAUAGUUUCUUUUCUGUCUGAGGUUCUAGCCAUGGCUUCAUCAUUCUCAGUACCUUCAAUGAUUAUGGAAGAAGAAGGUAGGUUUGAGUCAGAAGUUGCAGCGGUGCAAGCAUGGUGGGGUUCCGAGAGGUUCAAGCUAAUUCAUCGUCCCUACUCAGCUCGGGAUGUUGUCUCCCUACGAGGAAACCUCAGACAGAGUUACGGCUCCGACGAACUCGCAAAAAAACUAUGGAGAACUCUCAAAACUCACCAAGCUAAUGGAACUGCCUCAAGAACCUUCGGUGCACUCGACCCUGUUCAAGUCACCAUGAUGGCUAAGCACUUGGACUCGAUUUACGUCUCUGGAUGGCAAUGUUCGUCGACUCACACUUCAACCAACGAACCAGGUCCUGACCUCGCCGAUUACCCUUACGAUACUGUUCCAAACAAAGUUGAACAUCUCUUCAUGGCUCAGCAAUACCAUGACAGGAAACAAAGAGAAGCUCGUAUGAGUAUGAGUCGUGAAGAAAGAGCAAGAACUCCUUUUGUGGAUUACUUGAAACCCAUUAUUGCUGACGGUGACACCGGUUUUGGUGGUGCAACUGCAACCGUUAAGCUGUGCAAGCUUUUCGUGGAACGUGGUGCUGCCGGAGUUCACAUCGAAGAUCAAUCUUCUGUAACCAAAAAAUGUGGUCACAUGGCUGGAAAAGUUCUUGUUUCAGUGAGUGAACAUAUCAAUAGGUUGGUUGCCGCUAGGCUACAGUUUGAUAUCAUGGGAACCGAAACUGUAUUGGUUGCUCGAACUGAUGCAGUGGCGGCGACAUUGAUUCAGACUAAUGUUGAUACUAGAGAUCAUCAGUUCAUCUUGGGUUCAACUAACCCACAAUUAAAAGGCAAGGGUUUAGCCACUGUUCUUGCUGCUGCUAUGGCUAAUGGAAAAACAGGAGCUGAUCUUCAAGCUAUCGAGGAUAACUGGUUGUCAAUGGCAAACUUGAAGACAUUCUCUGAAUGUGUUGUUGAUGCCAUUAAGAGCAUGAAUCUUGGAGAGGCAGAGAAGAGAAGGAGAUUAAAUGAAUGGAUGAACCACUCUAGUUAUGAUAAAUGUCUUUCUAACGAACAAGGCCGAGAAAUUGCUGAGAGGUUGGGACUCACCAAUCUUUUCUGGGACUGGGAUUUGCCUAGAACCAGAGAAGGGUUUUACAGGUUCCAAGGUUCGGUAAUGGCAGCUGUUGUUCGUGGUUGGGCUUUUGCUAACCAUGCUGAUAUCAUCUGGAUGGAAACCUCAAGCCCUGAUAUGCUUGAGUGCACUACAUUUGCUGAAGGUGUGAAGGCCAGACAGCCUGAAAUCAUGUUGGCUUACAAUCUGUCACCUUCUUUCAAUUGGGAUGCAUCUGGAAUGAAUGAUAACCAGAUGAUGGAUUUCAUUCCUCGCAUUGCAAAAUUGGGGUACUGUUGGCAGUUUAUAACUCUGGCUGGUUUCCAUGCUGAUGCAUUGGUUGUCGAUACGUUCGCUAAGGAUUUUGCUAGGAGAGGAAUGCUUGCUUAUGUUGAAAGAAUUCAGAGGGAGGAAAGGGUUAAUGGUGUUGAUACAUUGGCUCACCAGAAGUGGUCUGGUGCCAAUUACUAUGACAGGGUUCUUAAGACUGUUCAAGGAGGUAUCUCUUCUACUGCUGCCAUGGGCAAAGGUGUGACUGAAGAGCAGUUCAAGGAAAGCUGGACUCGACCAGGAAGUGUGGAGAUGACCGGAGGCGGUGCAAUGGUGAAUGCAAAGUCAAGGAUGUAAUAAGUCUAAUGAUGAUCAUGAGAUGAAGCAAGCUAGCUAUGUUACUUGCACUGAUAAUGAAGAAGGGUAGUUCAUGAAGUUUUAAUUACGUUUUAUCUAUUAAUUAAGUGGACUUCAUUAGAAUAAGUAUAUUUUCAUUAAUUAUUGUAUAAAUAAUUCCAGGAGGGAUAUUAUUGGGCUUACUUGAUGAUCAUGGUUUUGGCAUUUUAAGCCAAUAUAUUUCAUGAUGGUUGGAACCUCUUUGUAUAAGGUUUCUCUGAAGCUUAUGAAAAAUAUUCA
Papaver somniferum (opium poppy) is the source of this 2070-nucleotide messenger RNA. Its product is annotated as isocitrate lyase-like. Gene Ontology annotation, molecular function: isocitrate lyase activity. Gene Ontology annotation, cellular component: glyoxysome. NCBI's taxonomy places the organism in Eukaryota, Viridiplantae, Streptophyta, Magnoliopsida, Ranunculales, Papaveraceae. Gene Ontology annotation, biological process: carboxylic acid metabolic process. The transcript has 3 exons. The record is from RefSeq and is a predicted model, not a curated record. Bases 61 to 1791 code for a protein of 576 amino acids.